Molecule: messenger RNA, 1491 nt
Organism: Botrytis cinerea B05.10
Lineage: Eukaryota; Fungi; Ascomycota; Leotiomycetes; Helotiales; Sclerotiniaceae
Exons: 1
Coding region: 246-1166 (306 amino acids)
Source: RefSeq, a predicted model, not a curated record
GAUCAUAUUUAUGCCUUAAUUAUUAGUCCACAAGCCUGGGCAGGUACGUAGGUAGGUAUCCUUAAAGUCGGAAGCCGUACAAACAAAGCAUCGGCAUGUUUCUUAGACACUAAUUGUCGAUACUGAAAUCUUUGAAUCGACCCUUUCAUCAUGAAUAAGCUUGAACUUUCCCACAAUCGAUUCAAAAAAUUUGAAAUUCAUUCUACACAACUUCAUCCAUCCACCUUCAAUCAGCCUAAUCUAAAAUGCGUCUCAUUCGUCCUUCCAUUUUAAUCAAGUUGGCCCGACAGUCUUUCCAAAGACCUGUCAUGGCUCUUACCACGAGAACCCCCCACACUCAUCGGACUUAUUUCGCUGGCAAGGGUCCCGGUGCAACAAAGACUGCCAUCGCCAAUGACCUAAUUCCCAAACACAACAUCUGUUGUGAAGAGUCAGUGAAGAUGAUUAGUCAAAUCGAGAAGGAGCUCGACGAAAAGCGUCUUUUAACGGAACAAGUAAAUAUGCUAGAAUUGAUUAGAUUGAGGUCAAUGUAUUUCAGGAUGGUGAAGGAGAAGGGAACUGCGCUGAGGAAAGACCGGUCGCAACUAGAUACGAUGGAGAUGCAACGCAGACAGUCCUUCAAAGUUUUCUUACCAGAAUCCAUCCGCCAAGCUGAUAAAUUCCCGCAGUUACGAAUCAUCUUCGACGCUACGUUUGGCAUCUCCAAAGACGACGUCAAACCUUUGUUGAAAAUGGACGAACGUUGUGGUGGGAAAUUCAAAGUACAGAACACAGUGGAAAGUCAUGGAUUGGUUUUCAGUCGUCUCAUGCCUGAUACGUUCCCAUCAUUAUUCAAAAAAUGGUUGGAAACGAUUCGAGAGGUUAAAAGCCAAAUCGACAAUGCAGAGGCUGGAUUUGAAGGGAACGUCGCCGCUGAAGAGAACGAUGCAUUAACGGCAUUGGAUUUAAUGUCCAGAGUUAAUAUUAGGUUGCAUCAGAGAGCCACGAUAUUAGCUGACGCUUGCGAUCUCACUUGCUUUGAUGAUUUUGAGACUUUUGGGAGAUCUACUUAUCCGCUUUGGGAAUACAAGGAUAGGAUGAUCAAAGAAUGGGAGGAAAGACAAUUGAUGCCAAAGUUGAUAGCGGCUGCUGAUGCCAAUGAGAAGAUCUACUGGAGGUAUCUAUGAUGAUUCUAGCUGUAGUGGGUGGUGUAGAAAUUUUGGGGAAUUGGGAGGGACGGUAUGACCUCGCUCCACAAAACUGUUCCAUCACAACAACAUAAUCCCCCCUUUCUAAAACGCAAAAUUAGCCGCUCUAUAAUAAAAAUGUUUAGAGUGAUAUCACAGAAAUUUAUGAUCUUGAAUGCUGCACAAUGUGAGGUUGUCUCUUGGAAAUCGACAGCCGAGAAAAUAAUUGUUGAAGCCCAAUUCAAAAUUCGAGAUCUCAUAUAAAUUUCAUAGUAUCUCAAUAAUGAAAGGAAUUUGCGGAAGCAUAAAUUCGGCAUCAGAAGCA